Molecule: messenger RNA, 1071 nt
Organism: Parascedosporium putredinis
Lineage: Eukaryota; Fungi; Ascomycota; Sordariomycetes; Microascales; Microascaceae
Source: the annotation of a GenBank genome assembly
AUGAGGGCAGUCACGGUUACGAAUUCCAUGGAGCUAACCUCAUUCCCCGAACUGUUGGAUGUCCUUGGCGGCACGCUCGAGAUUCGCGACAACAAGGGCCGCACCGUUCUCCAUCACAUCGCUGUCACGAGCGCCGUAAAGGGUCGCAAUGCCGCGAGCCGCUACUACCUAGAGAGCCUGUUGGAGUGGAUAGUACGGCAGGGAAGCGUACCGAGUAGCCAACAAGCCACCAAUGGCCUCAAUGGGCAUUCGAGCAGCGCACCGAAUAGCUCUCAACAGCAGCCACCGCCAAAGAUGGGACUGGCCAAAUUCAUGGCCGAGAUCGUCAACGCCCAAGACAAUGCCGGAGACACCGCUCUGAACAUUGCCGCUAAGAACGGGAACCGGAGCGUCAUCUCUCAGCUUCUCGAAAUCGGCGCCGAUAACAAGACGGCCAAUAGAUCUGGUCUUUGCCCGCUCGAUUUUGGCGUUGGUGUUGACGGCCCGAGCGAGAAUGGUGCGCAUGGCGACGCCAACAACGACGCCAGCCGCUUCGUCGGCAGCUCUCAGCGAAGCAAAGAGAGCCGUGACCAAAUCAUCCACUCCAUCUCGACACUCCUUGACCAAACGUCGGCCGAAUUCCAAAACGAGCUCAAGACCAAACAAGCAUCCCUAGAUAACCUCCACUCGUCCAUACGUGCCACCUCGAGUCAAAUCAGCGAUCAGCUCGGUAGACAACAAAUCGUCAACUUGUCGCAUGCUCGCGAGGAUGGACAAGGAACCAAGGGCGCCGAGGCCGCUUCCGCCUGGGAAACCGAGCUUGGCGCUGCGCUCGAAGCCGCGACCGACAAUACAUCGUAUUUCCCUUCCGCAAAUCUCAUCCGCACCCGAACCAAGGCCGUGUCAGGGCGCAAUGACGCUACGAGGAAGAUGGUUCAGGCUCUCAAGGGCCGCAGCCGUGAGGUCGAAUUCAAGUACCGUCGAAUUGUGUCUCUGUGCACCGCUGUUCCGGAGGGCGACAUCGAUGUCGUGAUCGACAGCCUACUGAGAGCUGUCGAGAGCGAGAAGGAGAGUUGGAGAUUGGUCGCGUAA